GCUGGCUUUUCAACCCAUGCCGACUAUCAACCGCCUUAUCACUCCAUAAACUACACAAUUCCAUCUCCCAACCAAGUCUCUCCGGCUAAGACAAUCUUUCUUGAUCCAGCAGACUUGAUAGAUGAACGGGAUUUCUCUUGCCCUUCGUCCCUCAAGCUGCCCCUCGCUAGCCCAUCAGUACUGCUCCUUCUUGAACUCGAACCACUAAAGGGACAGCACUAGCGAUGCUUGUUGGCAAAAUUAUUUUGUCGGUUCAAGUACCCCCUUUCUGUGAGAAUCAGCGGCGCCUUAAUGUUUCUCUUUUCUUCUCUCAUUUGCUAGAUUCAACUAGGCCUUCAGUCUCAUCGACGACUGCUUAUCGUUUCGAUCUCUCAGUUAAUAGUUUGACCAGCAACAAGAUCUGUUCGACAACCGGGUGUGCAACAUGAAGCCCAAUUUCUUGCCAUCUUCUCCGAAUCGCGGCCUGUUGGGCUCGAACAAACGCGGCUUUUUCAAUGAUCUCCAGGAAUCGCCGACCGCAAGGAGGGCCAAGAGAGUCAGGAAAAACAGAAAGCGCAGAUCUAAAAGGUCCGAGGACAAGAGACUGGAGCUGGAGAAAUGGUCGAGCGUUGACAGCCCUUGGGCACAUAGUCCUAUUAUCCAAAAUCAGACUUCCGACAUGCCUGCCCUUCCCUUAUCCCUCAAGGAGGAGGACGAAAUAACUCAUGCACUAAUGUCAGGGGAAGAGGAUAUUAACGAAGAUCAGAAGGAGAGAAGCAAGAAUAUUGGCGCCAAUGAAAUCAAAAAUCCCGGGAACUGGGCCGAGCACAGACCUGACGAGGGACUCAGGUAUCCUAUCGACGACGGCAUCUACAAGAUUCCAGCGGCUCCUGGCCCGUCCAACCCUAAAAUCAUCCACCAGCACGCUUACGAACCCAGAGAACUCACGCCUCUCGGCGGCCUUGUGCCCAACCGCGACUAUACAUUCAGGGCUUAUCCAAACCCGGUCCCUACCCAUCUUCCACCCUUCGUCCAGACCUCCGAAGAGCCCAGAAGGAAAAAGUGUGCUGAAUCCACGACGGCAGUCAUGAGCAGAAAGAGCGACAGAGCCACAGCACCUUUUCCCGACACUCCCCAACCCAGUAAGGAAGAACCCACGAUAGCCUCAUCCCCCAUCCAACCUACCGCAACAGCACACAAGACGACGGCGACGGCGACGGAGACGGAGAGGGACGUCUUGACUGUCCCGACGAGCACCAAGACCCUUAAAGCAAUCAACAAGCGCCUCAAGGCCCUGGAAACCGGCCUCGCCGCUUCCUCUGCCUCCAGAAGAGCCGCGAAAAAGGAUCAGAUCCUCCCAAGAAAGGAGAUCGAGGCUCUGCGGACGGACAUCGCGCGCCUGCACGAUCGCCUCGACCGCGACGAGCUGCGGGCCGCGUUUCGGCACUCGAUGCUGUUCAACUCGCUAACUAAGCUGGCGGGGGACGUCGGGGCGCUGAGCGGCGAGGUGGCGCUGCUGCUGGCGGGGGACCGGCGGGAGCAGGCGGAGCGGGACCACCCGGCCGAGGGCGCGACGGAGGGCGGGCAGGGCGCUGGUGCCGGCACUCCGCGCGCCGCGGUGGUGGCGAGGGAUUCCAGGUACAGGCUUACCAAGAGCAUGCAGCAGUCACGCAAGACGCUGGAGCAGUGUCUCAGGAGGUAUACCGAGGAUAUGAACCGUGCCGAGAGCAAGGACGAUGUGGUCAAGUAUGGCGGCUUAGUUGUGCAGUAUGCGGGUGAUCUCUUCAAGACGUUUGGUUGAGACUUGUCUCGCCGGGGAUAAUUAGCUGACACU
Molecule: messenger RNA, 1813 nt
Organism: Thermothelomyces thermophilus ATCC 42464
Lineage: Eukaryota; Fungi; Ascomycota; Sordariomycetes; Sordariales; Chaetomiaceae
Exons: 1
Coding region: 425-1780 (451 amino acids)
Source: RefSeq, a predicted model, not a curated record